AUGCUACCGCGGCCUCGUCUCGGGGCGUUUCGCCUCCCCGUCAAAGGCCCCGUCGGUUUUUCGGUGCCGGCAUUGAGCCUCGGCCGGAUGUUGCUGUCAGAAGAGGAAGACACCCGAAGCCAACAGCCAGAAAACCGCCGAGGUGCAGUGAAAGGACGGGAGAGGUGGUGGGGUCGGCCAGAUUCCGGGGACUUUACACAUCUCCUACGUCCUAGCGCUCGGCGACAGCGAACGAACGGACUGGCGUCGCGAGGCUGUGGCAAAGAGAAGGGGAAGAGGGGUGGGCAGCGGGAGCUGGAGCUUGCAGCUGCACUGGCUUCCCCCAUCGUCAAUGCUGCGCAGCAGUUUUGCCUGCUGCUCCAUUAG
Messenger RNA from Colletotrichum orchidophilum, 366 nucleotides. RefSeq lists its product as uncharacterized. NCBI's taxonomy places the organism in Eukaryota, Fungi, Ascomycota, Sordariomycetes, Glomerellales, Glomerellaceae. Bases 1 to 366 code for a protein of 121 amino acids. The record is from RefSeq and is a predicted model, not a curated record. The transcript has a single exon.